GAGAACUAAAUCUGAACAGAAAACAUCUUUUUUUUUAUGCUACAUGAGGCCAACAAUGCUUUCCUUCAUCAUAUAUUCUACAUCGUGGCAAACAAUAAUAUUUGUUUAAUGUAUGGAUGUUUUUGAAGUUAAUCUAUUGGCAGACGAGAGGUCACCAUUUCAUGAGAGAUGGCUGUUCUGGAGGAAUAUUCAUAGGGGGGUGCGUGGUAACAAAUUGAGACAGAAUGGUAGCGCACAUGUACCCCAGAAGCCUAUGAUGAUAGACGACGUAUCUAGAGAUGCUAUGAAAGACAAUUGGAAUGAGUGGCUUGGGUAUGCUGAAGUGUUUGAGGACUGUGUAGAUAGGCGCCAACUUUCGCGGUCUCUGUUCAAGCGUGCCUCGGAUAUCUCAAUCGAUGCUGAGAAAAAUUGUGAUGCCAUUUUGAUGGGUUUAGACGAAGACGAUAGAGCAUGUGUUCAGGACAAUAUUGCAACACUUAGAGUAGCUAUAGAAGAGGUGAGUGAUACCUACAAUUCAAACGGACGACAUAUAGAACACCAGGAGGGUCGUAUACUUGCUAUUAUGGACAAUGACGGAAUAAUCGCCGACUGGAAUUAUCAUUUGCUCCCUCAUACAGUAAACCCAGGUACCACUAAGCCAGAUAUUUUUUGUGAAAAAGUUUUUGAAAGCUGGUGGAAGAGCCAAGAAAUUUGGCAAGAAAUGGUCCGUGCCAAUAAGCAAACAGAGAGCUUUGCAUCUAUUUUCGCACCUAUCCCAAAAAAUAAACCUUUGAAAAACAUUCCGGGAACUCUGGAACAUUGUGGCGUAUCCUCUGAGCAUUCAUCAUCUUGCGCUAUGUUAGAAUUUGUUAUAUUACUCGAUGAUGACGGCGAGUUCUAUUGGUGUAUGGUCGCAUUCUAUGAUGAUAUCGCUCUUGGAUGCUCGAUGUCUGAGCGUCAAAAACACAUAUUAUUAUUAACGUUGAACGAAAUCAACAGAAGUGGAGUGGCAAUUAAAAAAAAAUUGGAAAACAACAUUAAGUUCCAGCCUUAUGUGAGUUUAGAGAAAUAUAGGAUUUCUAGAGUGCUCGUUACACCAUUGCUCUUCCAAUUUUUGAAGUGGGCAAAAGAGCAAAAAAAGAUCAGUAUGGGACGAUUUAUGAGAAAGCUUAAGUUUUCUCUAAAUACCGCCUCACCCUAUCUUCAAGUGCUUCAUGAGAAUGCUAUGUCUCCACUCAACUUGGGAUUAAGAGCAUUGUUGCUGCCUUCAUCUAGCUUGAUAUGAAAAAGCGUAUGUGUCGCAGCACACAGAUGUAUUUUAGAUGCCACGUUCAUGCAAGAGAAGAGUUUACAUCCGUUGGUUGGAUAAGAGAGAUUUGACAAGUGUGGCUUCUUACCCUAAGACGUUUGUGCCAUUACAUUUUUUGGUAUAGAUUGACAGCUCUUAUUGCUGAUAAACGUAUAUGAUCAGAUAUAGAGAGGCGUAGUUGUUCAAUUGUCAGCUGUUUUGAUAUUUUAAUGUAUGUUUUUUACCGCUUAUCGCUCGUCGGUAGUUCCAGCCCAACAUUUGCUUUACAAAGCGUUACGUUUGAAUACAUAUAAUGUCCCACAAUUUUAGAAAUGAACGACAAACUCCUCAGUACAGAGGUGGGCCGAGGCUGUGAUUAUUGCAAGCAUUUCAGAGCGAAUUGUAUUUCUCCUCCGCUAUUGUUGCCCAUGGACAAAAUGAACAUGCAAGAGCUACACAAAGUCGCGUGCACUCAUGUUGGUAAAAUCGAAGCUAAAGU
This is a messenger RNA of Schistocerca gregaria, 1766 nucleotides long. RefSeq lists its product as uncharacterized. The transcript is spliced from 5 exons. Lineage: Eukaryota; Metazoa; Arthropoda; Insecta; Orthoptera; Acrididae. The coding region runs from base 113 to 1264 and encodes 383 amino acids. The record is from RefSeq and is a predicted model, not a curated record.